AUGUCAUCGUACCGCAAACAGGUGUACAGAAAUAGACAGCGGCUGUUCAGCAACGACCUGAAGGCGCUGCUAUACGCGUUUGGCGAUUCGCCGGCACCCAACCACGAAACCAUUCAGACGCUCGAAGACGUGCUGACAACGUACAUGAUCGACCUGAUAGUCGCUGCUAACCACUCGAGGCUGGCCCACGGACGCAACCGACUAAAGAUCGACGACGUCAAGUUCGUCCUGCGCAAAGACCCUACAAAGCUCGCCAGAAUCCACGAUCUGCAGAAAAUGGACCGAGAAAUCUCCAAGGCCAAAAAGCUGUUUGACGAAAAAGCACAGAAAAAAGAGUAA
Molecule: messenger RNA, 339 nt
Organism: Ogataea angusta
Lineage: Eukaryota; Fungi; Ascomycota; Pichiomycetes; Pichiales; Pichiaceae
Exons: 1
Coding region: 1-339 (112 amino acids)
Biological process (GO): RNA polymerase II preinitiation complex assembly; transcription by RNA polymerase II
Cellular component (GO): transcription factor TFIID complex
Molecular function (GO): protein heterodimerization activity
Source: RefSeq, a predicted model, not a curated record